UGAUCGCAUCAAACCAAUAGAAAACAAGAUCAGAAAAAAAUGUUCCACUCAACCUGCCAAUCACCAUCUAUACUUCCUUUAAUGGAAAAGUCUGCGUGGGACAUGACACUGUUUCGCUUUGCUCUAACUCUUGGUCAUCAUCACACAUGGACGGGCUGCACAUUUUCAUAUAUGUUCUCUUGGGUCAUCAUCACAGAUGGAAGGGCUCCGUAUUGUUCUGGUCAUUCUGCUAGUAGUAUCAUGCACUCAUGACUGGACCUCUGGAUCAGAGUUGGAGAUGACAGUCAGACCAGGACACAACAUCACUCUCUACUGUGACUGCAAGUUAUCAUCCGGAGUAUACAUCGUGUGGUACAGGAACUGCUCUCAUGAGAACCAGCCUUCUCUUGUCCUUUAUGCAUAUAGAAAAUACUUACGUUUCCACUUUGUGAGAAACUCUUCCUCUGAGUCCUAUGACCUGCUGAUCGUUAACAUCACUGAGACCGAUGCAGGGCUCUACUACUGUGGAACUAAACAGUUUAAGGUGGAGAAAAACGAACAAAUUACUUUCACAAAUAUUUACACACAUGGCAAUGUCUCAACAAGGAUCCAUGUCAUUCCAGAUUCCAGCUCAUGCCCUAACCCCGGUGGACACAUUUUGAACCCUGUUGUGCCCUGGAUGAUGGUGCUCACUCCAGCCUUUACUAUUCUCACCUCCUUGAUUUCCUUUAUUCUGGUGUAUCUCUUCUGUCAGAAAACAGAUAAGGAUCCUCAAAUUCUCCAGAAAAGACUUAACACCAGGAUUCAAACAAGAUGGGAUCAGGUAAUGAACACAGGACAUUUAGGAAAU
Messenger RNA from Trematomus bernacchii (emerald rockcod), 829 nucleotides. RefSeq lists its product as uncharacterized. The annotation marks the transcript as partial. The transcript is spliced from 5 exons. Lineage: Eukaryota; Metazoa; Chordata; Actinopteri; Perciformes; Nototheniidae. The record is from RefSeq and is a predicted model, not a curated record. Gene Ontology annotation, biological process: response to bacterium.